AUGUUGUGCAAGUGCGGGAAAAACGCGAGCCACUUUGAAACCAAAAAGCCCGGUCCCAAUAAAGGUCGUUGGUUUUACUCGUGUCCUUUACGGAAAUGUGGUUUCUUUCAAUGGGAUAGUAGUAAUUGUGCAUCUUCAGCUCAAAGUUCGGGGUCCUCACAAGCUAUACCAGCUACUCAGGUAUCGAGUGCCCCGUCGAUAAAUAUAACCAAAGUUGAUCCACAAAAACGAAGAAUGGAUAGUAUCAACCCAAUCAUGCAACUGCGAAGUCAGCCAACUGUCGUUGAAUUGAACUUCGAUAUAGUUGGGAAGGAUGAUUUUGUGGUUCGCGGUUUUCACCCUAAAGUACGCGAUGUAUUAAAACAACACCCUUUUUCGAAGUACAAUUCGAGUGAAAGAGGAUGGAUUCUACCUCUGACACAAUAUGAGGAUUGUAUAAAGCGACUAAGAGAAAUUUCGGAGGUCCGGCUAAACAUAAAUGGCUUCCCAGCAUACAUCGUGAAGCUAUUCAACAUUUCCAGGGAUUCACAAGAUAGGCAUACUCAAAUAGAAAGUGAAAUCAGACAACGAAUUCCAGCUGAUUUGUGGUCAAAAUUAAUGCCCUUUCAAAAAGAGGGCGUUAUUCAAGCUAUCAUGAGAGAUGGUCGUAUUCUACUUGGUGAUGAGAUGGGCCUUGGAAAGACCAUUCAGGCUCUUGCUAUCUGCAGUUUUUAUGAAUCUGAUUGGCCGGUGCUUAUAAUAUGUCCUUCAAGUCUGAGAUUGACCUGGUCUGUUGAAAUCCAAAAAUGGCUCCGAGUGUCUGAAAAAUCUAUUGAUGUAAUAUUUAAUACAAAAAGUGGAAUUUCCUUUCCUACACGCCGAUUUGUGAUCACGAGCUAUGAGAUUGCCGCGAAAAUGGGCGAAGCUUGUGCGAACGAAUUUAAAAUUGUCAUCUGUGAUGAAGCACAUUACUUGAAGAAUAAAGAGACGAAAAGAGCUAGAGGGAUCUGCCCUUUGGUCCAAAAAGCAGUGAGAGCGCUUUUGCUUACAGGAACACCAGCGCUUUCAAAACCUGCCGAGCUUUUCUCUUUGGCCAAUGCACUGGAUAAGUCAACAUUUGCAUCAUUCCCCCAAUUUGGAGCAAGAUACUGUGAUGCGACUAAGGGCCCAUUCGGGUGGAAUUAUUCCGGUGCUUCGCAUUUGGAUGAACUAUACUGGUUACUAGAUCGAACGAUUCUGAUUCGUCGACUGAAAAAAGAUGUUGAGCUCGAGUUGCCCCCCAAAACUCGUCAAAUUAUUUAUGUCGAUAUUUCUGCAUCAUCACUAAGAGAAAUUCAAAAGUUGCAGAAGGAAUCUAAGGAGCUUCGCAUUAUCUCCCAAACAGCUACCGGAAGUAAACAACGUGAUGCAGAAUUGCGAGGCAAAGCUUUACUUGUGCAAAUGUGGCUUGAAACAGGUCGUUCAAAAGUUCCUGCUGUCCAGGAAUAUCUGUCCGAAAUAUAUGAAAACUCGGAUAAAAAGUUCAUUGUAUUCGCCCACCACCUGGAAGUUUUAGAUUCAAUCACAGAUCAUCUUAGAAACAAAUACGGGGAAAACUAUAUUCGCAUUGAUGGAAAUACUAGCCAAAUCCGUCGUCAGGCUUUAGUCGAUCAAUUCCAAGAUGACAAAAAAACGAGAGUAGCCAUUUUGUCUCUUACAGCGGCAUGCACGGGUUUAACCCUUCAUGCCGCCGACCUGGUAAUCUUCGCGGAGUUGUUUUGGAAUCCAUCCACUCUACUGCAGGCCGAGGAUAGGGCACAUAGGAUUGGUCGACAAGGCAGCGUUGAUAUCAAAUAUAUGCUGGUUAAAGAUACUUCAGAUUCCAUUCAAUGGCAAAUGGUACGACAAAAAUUGCGAGUUGUUGGAAAAAUGCUAGAUAAUGAUAUUGACAAGGUUACUAUAGAAGAAGGAACAUCCUUUGGUGCCGUUGACCCAGACCUUCUUUCGUGGUGCGAGCGUGUUAACAGAGAAAUUUCUCAGCCUAAUGAUAGUGACAAUUCAACAUUAAAUGAGGCUUCAUCACCUCUUCCAUCCUCGGACCUUGAGCUUGAGGUGAACUCUGACGACAUUUCCGUUAUUAACCUAACGGUUGACAAUCCUCGUGAAGAUUCAUUGAUCGAAAUUAAAUCAACACAGUCAGUACGCGAAUUCGACAUGGAAAGUUUUAACAGCGGGACAACUAUAUUUAGCAACACUCAGGAUACUUCAGAAAUUUCUGAUUUUUGGACUCUUGAAGAUCAUCCCGAGAUUAUUCCCGCACAAAGUAAUGACUUGACCCGUCAAGAAGAACCCAAUGGUUCACAGAUGCCAUCAAUUUUAGAUAUUCCACGCGAUUUUGAGAAAAAUAAUUUAAAGACGCUUGCAUCAACUGACGAGGAGCUUUCUCAAUCCACCAUUUCAAGCAGUGCUGCCGACGAAAAAUCUGGAAUUUCGCAAGUAAAUAAUUUGUCGUGUAAUAAUGAUAAUGACAUUCUUAAAUUAGAUCUCUGUGAAUCACUUCUGGAUUCACUUGUUGACUUUGAUGAUUCUUUGAUUCCGGACAGUCUACUCAAUCCUAUACCAGACUCUGAUGUUAUCCUCGUGCAAACCAAUGAUUCGACUCAUCGAGAUACACUGAGUCAAUCAACUCCAAAUAACGUGCAAGAACCAGCACCAAACAAUCAAGAAAGAACUGAAAACACUAGUGUUGAGCAGAAGUCCGAAAACGUAGAAAAUGCAGUUGUCCACAGAAUUAGCACCGAGAAAUCUACCCGAGAUAUUGACUUGGAAGCAGAAUUGAAGGAACCAACUAUUUGUAAUGCAGACGGCGAGAACGAAAAAAGCUAUCAAUGGGAUGAGGAUUACAAUUAUUAUUAUCUGAAGUUUGUGCAAUACGGCAUUGAGCCACCACCAGAAAUAAAAAAAUCUCUAAAAUGUAAAUUUCCAAAUCUCGAUUAUGACUCAUCAUCACCUUUGCCAAAGGAUAAAAGAAAGUUUGAGGAAGAUAUUCCGGAGGAACCGAUGAAAAAAAUCAAAUUUCACAGAGAUGACGCAUCAAAAUGGGACUUUGGAUGA
Messenger RNA from Acaulospora morrowiae, 3072 nucleotides. The record is from the annotation of a GenBank genome assembly. NCBI's taxonomy places the organism in Eukaryota, Fungi, Glomeromycota, Glomeromycetes, Diversisporales, Acaulosporaceae.